AUGAAUUUCUACGAUCGCAACGCGGAGAGCCUAACCAAUGGGAUUGCAGCAGCGAGUAACCCAUAUAGUAUCGCAUCAUCCCUAACUCCGGCUGCGCCGACAAGUGACCACCAACCUGCUCAUAAUGGGCAUAACGAGAUGGGAGAUAUACUCGAAGCCAUUUUCCAGCAAGGAGGCUGGGUGGGCCACAAAGUGCUAGCCCGCAAUAACGGUAAUUUCGGAAAUACUGCGGCCAUAUCUUCCCAUUUCCUCCCCGGCACCAUAAAGGCCUUUUCUGAGAGCAUUAUAAGCGUGGAAUGCGACCAAGAUACACAUGCAUAUGCGAUGAAUGGUGACGAUACUGAGGGGAAAAAGAGAGUCAUUGCCCUGACAUACGAUUACUCUCACGUCAAUAGUCUAGAUCUUUACAACUCGGUCGAUCUAGUGAGCGAUCAGACGCCAUCUAUAAUCGAGCUUUUAUCUCUAAUACAAUCCGGGAAAGGUAGGGUAUGCUGCGCGAUAUCCGCUCCCCUUCGACCUACCCAUACCUUCGCAGAAGGAAAUCUAAUAGCCUUCGACGGAAACACGCUAUCCUUCUUGGUUCGCAUAGAUUCGCUGGAUGUUUGGUGCAAACGCAAUAGUCUCCGACUCAUCAAAUGGCCCUGGCACGAGGAACUCUUUUAUUAUUCGAAUCGCAUCAUCACACCCUUCGCUACUUGUUCUGCUUCGGAAAGCAACGUUCCUUCUAGUUCCACUUUAUUGACAAUUGAAGAGCCAAUACUCGAUAAUUUAAAUAACAUGGAUAGAAAAGAAAUCACGAAUAAUGAUUGUAAUCAUGAUAAUCUUGCAACUACCAAGAUCAUCGAUAAUGUAGAUGGUAGAGAAGAAGCGGUGAACACGCGCGAAGUGACUCCUCAGCCGCCUUACACAAAAGGCGACAUUGUGGUCACUGCCCAAGGGGUGCGUAAAAAGUUUAACGGUAAACAAUGGCGCCGACUAUGUUCUCGCUCCGAUUGUUCCAAGGAAUCCCAAAGACGGGGUUUUUGCUCGCGCCAUUUGAGCGGUGGUAAUAGCAAUUCUAACAACCCCUCGUCUUAUUCUUCUCACUCUUCCUUAUCUUCUCCCUUUACCCUAUCCAACCUUUCUUCCUCCCUAUCCUCCACCCCUUUGUUUUCGUUCCGCACGGAUUCGAACCACUCCUCCAAUUACUCGUUUUCGCAACAAGUUCAGCACCACUCGGGAGAUGGCUAUCAUCAUUUGAUCGUGGGUCAUACCCAUUUCAACCAGAACAGCCAAAACGCUUUAUUCCCAUCACCCACCCCGCAGAAUUCAUCGGAUUUAGCUCUUAAGGACAGCAGCAGCAGUAAAGAGCUAUUUCGUAUCCGGUUCGACAACAAAUCGAUAACGACUUUGGAUACCGGUGGAACUGUUCAUAACGGGGAUCCGAUCAUUUUUGAGGCAAACAUUGCGUCUAGCGUUGAGAACUUUAGAUCGGUAGCCUCUAUAAAUAUUGGUGGCGGAACUUCUACCGCUAAAUUAACUGACUCGACAGAGCCCUUGGACGAUACAGCCACCUUUCCCGAUUCAAAUAUCACGCAAGAAUCAUUGGUUACUUCCUCAAAAUGCGACAUCCUAGAUUGCAAUAAUACUUACGUGGACUGUAAUUUUGUAGAACCCGCUUUUGGUGUUUGCGAAAAAGAGGUUGCCGAUAUGCUGGUAUCCCUAUCCAACUCUAGUUCCAAACGCGAUACUAAUUUGAACGAUUUCCUCAUGUCUAGUGACGAUAGCCUCACCCGUAAAGAAUCAACACCGUGGUUCAAUAUUUUACCAGUCUACGAUUCAAACAACUCGACCUUAUCGUACAUUAAACCAUACGCCGCACACCUUAAAGAGAUGAAAAAAUCGGAUUGCAAAUCAGUAAAUCUUUCAUCGACAUUGGAGGAACCGCUGAACGCUACCGAAUGCUGCGAUGACGAAGACGACGUUUUUAUGUGCGAUGAAGUACCGCUCAUAGAUUUCAAUGCAUCAUCCAAAAUUUUAUUGCCAAAAAUUAAGAGCAAAUCCUUUUCCGAGAUUCCUACGAUCCAUACUUCUAAAUCACCAAAGGUCAUAUCACCACGUAUCGACAAAUGUCUCACCACUUUUCCUCCCCUCAAAAAAUCGAAAUCUGAAAAUAUUUUUUUGUCACCACAGACCAAAGAGCAUCUUCAUAAAUGGCCUUAUCAAUUAGAUAUCAAGCACGAUGACCCACUAGGCCCGAUAAAGCCAGUUCCAUUCUACCCUGAUCUUGCCAAUCCUUCUACAUUAACCAAACCUCCUGGAGUGGAAAUUGGCCAAUUUCCCGAUAUCGAUAACCUCUUAAUAAAGCAACGUAUCAGGAGACCCAUGAACGCAUUCAUGAUAUUCAGCAAAAGGCACAGACCUCUAGUCCAUCAAAGGCAUCCCAACAAGGAUAACAGAGCCGUUUCUAAGAUACUCGGGGAAUGGUGGUACGUAUUAGAACCUGGGCAAAAAAAAUUGUAUCACGAUUUGGCUUCACAAGUUAAAGAGGCCCAUUACAAGACCUACCCUGAUUGGAAAUGGUGCAAUAAGGAACGUAAGAAGUCCUCCAAUUCCAAUACCAACCAGUCAGAAAUUUCGCAAGACAACCACGCGAUACCCGUUACGCGUGACAAUGACAAUACCUUAAAAAAAAAUGAUAUCACGAUGCCACAUGUCGAUCCUAAGGAUGUUCGUAUUGAUUUGAAAUGCUGCGAAGAGGUGAUUGACAGUGAUCCCGAAAUUGUGACAGAAUCCAAUAAUAACGAUAUAAUCUCUAAAUCAUUUCCCAAGAGCACUUUUAAUCCCAUCAAUACCUCAACUUCGGCUCAAAAUUUGGCUGACAAAACUCAGUCCAAACUUGCCAACAACCUUUCUUCAAACUUAGUCAAUAUUUUACCGAAAUCGGAUGAAAGGAAUGUCUUCACCCACCAUCAUAAUUCUAAAAACCAAAAUGGCUGCAAUAAAUUGAUUAACCAAAACAUUGCUUCAUCUACCCAAAAUCAAAAUUUUUUCGAUCAAAUAUGUAAGUCACAAAUUGAACAUGUUGGUCAGACGAAAGAAUUCGAAUCCGCUAAUGUAGUCGUUGAGAACGGCAUCGUUCCUUCUCUCAAGCUCAUACCAUCUAGUCGGGACUUAGCAAACCCAAUUUCGGGCCACGGUAAUAAUAAUACGAAUACGAAGAAUGUUUGCAAUAUUGGCAAUACUAGCUCUUACAACACCUUAACCUUCCCUAUCCUAGUGCUGAAAAAUGGUUCCAACACUCAUUCUGGCCCCUCGGAACUUAUCAACAAAGCUUCUUCCAAAUUAGCACUCUUAGUAGCCGCUCAUCAAAACAAUAUGUUAAAACCCGGUGUUAGUAACACAGUUAAUUCUCAAAAUAUUUUGAACGGUUGCAACUACUUGAAUAAACAAAUAUCCGAUCCGCUGGACGAAAAUAACACCAAUUUCUCCAAAAUUGUAUUCCUGACAAACGUGCCAUCGACUCACGAUAAUUACAAUAUCAACAAUUUGCCCGCCAUAAAUCAGAGUUUUAAGAAUCAUCAUUUUUUUGGAGACCUAAAGAAAAUAUCAUCAUCCGCUCCUACAACUAAGGCCAUUACUCUUUCAUCACCCGCUUUUUCAUUCCACGCUUCCUCCGCCCCUGUAAACGUUAAAUUAGAUUUUGGCGCCUAUUCAACUAAUCCUGAAAAUUUAUACGGCAGUAAUCUUGUUAACUAUAGCGUCACGCCUAUUAACUAUCUCUCAAGCAACACCGUUUCAUUGAUGAAAGAUAACAGAGAUUUGUGUAACAAAGACACCCUGGCAAGGGCCCUUCGUAAUUACAACGAUAUAGGCGCUUCGCUAUUGAAUAGCCGCAUGUUGUCGAACAAUAAAACGUUGGCGACCCCGACAAUCCAGACAAACAAAAAAAACGUUCCAUAUCUAUAUCCGGAUUUUAAUGCCUUAUCUUUCAGCUUUCCUCUCGGAAUCAACAACCUCGCUUGCAGAGAUAUGUUGGCCAGUAAAACUUACAGUUCCGCCGAUCAGUCUAUAGAUGCGAGUGGAAAUUUAGGUAGCGGUUCUGAUAACCAGCAUCACCCUUUAUUCUACUCAAAUUGGCACGAUUACCAAAAUGUAAAAAACGGCGCCUUGAACCAAAAUGUGAGGCAACAAACGGGGUUCAAAGCUGAUUAUUCUAGCGACUGCAGUAAUUUAGUCAAUUAUAUUCCUAAAAGUCGCCCAUCAGCGCACGAUAAAACUCAAUUUGGAUUGAUUAAAUCGUUGCUACCCCAGACUCACGACUUGAACCACAUCAGGACCAGUUUGAGGUCGAAAAACGUCUUGACCUUCAACGAGGGUAGUGCGAUCCCCCACCCGGCCCCAAUCAUGGCGUCAAAUUUCUUGGGGCUAAAUAUGCCACGCCAGGACAAAGAAUACUCCUUGUUGAAUAAAGCGAGCGCAUGUGAUUACGUCAAUUGUGUUUUGAGCUCCCCAGCUAGCCACGUCAGUAAUUUUAACUUGCCAUCAAAUUCCUCCAAUGAACCAAAUAAACACUCAUUGCCAAACCUGGGUUAUAUACCGAAUACCCCCAUAACGAAUCCAAUCGUAUACUAUCCAUUAAACGCUUUGCCUAACACCGCGAGUCGCAAUUCAUCUUCUUACUUUAACCCACAUAUGUUCAAACCUUUGAAAUUCUUGCCUAUAAGCACUGAUUAUGCAAACUCGUUUAUCGCAACCUUGAACCACCAAUCUCCCUGUCCGAAGCCACCAGAUACUUGCCCUAAUGUCAUUAAUCAAAGUACCCCGAUCUCCGAUUCGUUUCCCCCCAUAGGGAUCCCUCUCCUUACUUCUCUGCCCGUCACGACAGUGAUACCUUCUUCCAAGGACGACCCGGAACCAAAAAGCUUCACAAUUUUCAAUCCACCCUUGAAUUCCAGUAUGAUCGUUUCGAGUCAUAUCUCGUCCUCAUCUUAUGGCACUGUACUUGAUCAAGUGAAUUUUGAAGAGAGACUAGCUGCACUUCCCGAAUUCAUUCCGCAAAUGCAAGAAAAACCCGCGGAGUUAUUGCCAGCCAGUCCAGCACUUCUUUUAGGGAGUUAUCGUAAAAAGCGGAAGCUUUCAAUGUCGCUUCAUCAAGAAAUCUUGGAGUAUUGCAGUUUGGCCACCCCUACCAAGCUUGUUCAAUCUCCUUUCACCCAGCCUAUUCCCACGUGCGAUCAUUCCAUCGAAAUCAAGAACAACGACAGAUUAUUUGUAAACGAUUAUCCUCGGUUCUCCUCUUAUAAUUUGAGCAAAAAUAAGGUGACUACAACCCCUAAAAAUCGUAACGUCCCAGUCCAUGGUAAUUACUCGAUGACCGAUCAAAAGCUAGAGUCUCCGGGUUUAAAUUCUAGCAGCGAAAGUACCGAUACACUGUUUUUCGGCAACAAUUUUUGCUUGGAUCUUUUGGCCAACGCCGCUAUCAUCUCUAGCCACCACAGCUGCAAAAGUAGUGUGCCUAUGUGUCUAAUUACCACUAUCUCCAGCCAAGGUAUGUGUACUACUCCCGUGACAUCCAGUUUGCUUAAUCCUCCUAAUAGUAGUUCUAUCAGACAGACCCUGGACAAGAGGAGGAUCCUAGUUAUGCAAUUGUUCAGCGAACACAGCCUCUUCCCUUCCAGCAAAGCUGUCAACGAAUUCCAAGCUCUUCACAAGGACAUAUUUCCAAACAAAAUGUGCCUGACUCUGAAGAUUAGAGAGGUGAGACAAAAAUUGAUGUCACAAAGUCCCAACAGCCCCCAUCUGCCAAUCAUCAAUACGAACAGCCCUACCGUCAAUUGCCACAAUAAAUCAACUCCCGUCAUAGCACCCGAUACAGAUAACACGCUGAAUAACUACAUGUUUUUGCCCUUAACCUUACCUUCAAAAAAUAACUCCUUCGCGCCCCUCAUAAAUUCUACCGCACCAAUGGUCACCGCUAAAAUUUCUUUUAACGGUCAGGGUAUAAACGGAACUUACCGUAAUAAUAGUAAGAAGGAUGUUAUUGAUUCGAACAUCCUUCCCGACACUUCAACGCGAAAACCUGUCGAAAAUGAAGCGAAUUUUAACGCUUCCUCCAUUCUAAAAUUGAACAGGCCACCACCCGAUAGGGUGGCUCUCAAGGCUGCGAGGAAUAAUAAGAAAACCAAACCUUGAGACGCUUUACAAAUAUAAAAAAUAUUGUAUUAUUUUAAAAAAAAAAUUAGAUCUCCUGUUCCUUUACAACCCUUAAGGUUCGAAAAUGCUAUGAAUUCUUUGGUUUUGAUUUUAAUAUGUUUUUCGUGAUUGAUUUACUAUUUCUAAAUCGAAAUUAUAGAAGAACAAAAAUGUGAAAACAAGUGCUUUUUAUUUCAAAACAGUCCACUUUUUUUUAAUAAUCUUAAUGCGUAUAACAUUAGGUUUGUUCCUAGCAAUAGUUAUUUCAAUUACUUAUUCCCCCAUAUAACUAGUGAAAUUUAUGAAUAGGUCAAAUAACACUUGUGUAUUCUUUUCCUCUUUAUUUUUGAAAUUUAUCCUCCUUUAUAUUAAAUAUAUAUAUCUUAAAAAAAGAUUGUUACUAGUGCUAA
Gordionus sp. m RMFG-2023 is the source of this 6584-nucleotide messenger RNA. RefSeq lists its product as uncharacterized. Gene Ontology annotation, molecular function: DNA-binding transcription factor activity, RNA polymerase II-specific; RNA polymerase II transcription regulatory region sequence-specific DNA binding. The coding region runs from base 1 to 6174 and encodes 2057 amino acids. NCBI's taxonomy places the organism in Eukaryota, Metazoa, Nematomorpha, Gordioida, Chordodea, Parachordodidae. Gene Ontology annotation, cellular component: nucleus. The record is from RefSeq and is a predicted model, not a curated record. The transcript has 16 exons. Gene Ontology annotation, biological process: regulation of transcription by RNA polymerase II.